Tribolium castaneum (red flour beetle) is the source of this 3689-nucleotide messenger RNA. RefSeq names its product trachealess (gene trh). Lineage: Eukaryota; Metazoa; Arthropoda; Insecta; Coleoptera; Tenebrionidae. Gene Ontology annotation, molecular function: DNA-binding transcription factor activity, RNA polymerase II-specific; RNA polymerase II transcription regulatory region sequence-specific DNA binding; protein dimerization activity. The transcript has 12 exons. The record is from RefSeq and is a predicted model, not a curated record. Gene Ontology annotation, biological process: regulation of transcription by RNA polymerase II. The coding region runs from base 137 to 2758 and encodes 873 amino acids.
CGGACGUCCAGGAGUCCGCGAUCAAUGGCCGAGUGUCCGCGCUCGCUGACACACGCGUGACGUUCCACAGCUCAUUCAGCGACUUGUGGGUGUAGUAGCGUGAUGCCGUUGCCGUUGGUGUAGUGUUAGUGGCUGCAUGCACUUGGGUGUCGUGAAACGGUGUGCCUUCGAGCUGGAGCAUCCCGGAGGGUUCGCGUCCUCGCCCUGGGCGGCCGUCUUGGGGCACCACCACUCGGCAGCCGCCGCCGCCGCCGCGGCCGCUGCCGGCACCAUGAUGCAGACCGCCGCCGCCGCCGGCGACCACCACGGCUACGGGGCCGCUCACCAUCCCGCCGCCCCCAUGGACCUGCACAUGCCCCAGGCCUUUCCCUACUACCGGUACAGGGAGGAAGCGCUGUGUUGGACCGAGCGGAAACCAACAGUCGAUGAUGUUGGAAACCCGUCGUCAGUCAACGCUCGUAUCCUCGAACUUAGGAAAGAGAAAAGCAGGGACGCUGCGCGAUCGAGGAGAGGAAAAGAAAAUUUCGAAUUCUAUGAAUUAGCCAAAAUGCUUCCGCUUCCCGCUGCCAUCACCUCACAAUUAGACAAAGCUAGUAUCAUUCGACUCACCAUUUCCUAUCUCAAACUUAGGGACUUCUCAGGGCAUGGAGACCCGCCAUGGAGUCGCGAUGGCCCUCCUCCCAACAAAACCCUAAAAGCUGGAAGGAGUCGGUCUGUGGCGGGGAUCGCAAUGGAUAUGUUCGAGCAGCAUCAAGGAACGCAUAUCCUUCAGUCUCUGGAUGGGUUCGCGUUAGCGCUGGCGGCGGAUGGACGCUUCUUGUACAUUUCGGAGACGGUCUCGAUAUACCUCGGCCUUUCACAGGUGGAGAUGACUGGCAGCAGCGUUUUCGACUACAUCCACCACCUGGACCAUUCGGAAAUGGCAGAGCAGUUAGGUUUAGGGCUUGCCCAAGGGCAGAAUCUAGCGUCACCUGGAAGCGGUUCCGAAGAGAGCGCUUCCACAGCAGGUACCAAUAAUCCCGACGUAUCAACGAUUAUGUCGAUCGGAACCAACCCUCCCUUCAAGGGGUUAGACCGAGCUUUCUGUGUUAGGAUGAAAUCAACGUUAACCAAAAGAGGAUGUCACUUUAAAUCAUCCGGAUAUCGCGUUGUUCUAAUGUUAUGUAGGCUACGACCGCAGUAUACUUUUUCACAUUCUCGAAAAUCCCAGCCUCCGCUCCUAGGAAUGGUUGCUUUAGCAAUUGCGCUCCCACCCCCAAGUGUACAUGAAAUUCGAUUAGAAUCCGACAUGUUCGUAACUAGAAUCAACUUUGACUUUAGAAUAGCACACUGUGAACCGAAAGUCUCAGACCUCUUAGAUUACACGGCUGAAGAAUUAACUGGUAGAAAUUUAUAUACUCUGUGCCAUGGUGAAGAUGCCAAUAAAUUAAGAAAAUGUCAUAUUGACUUGAUACACAAAGGACAAGUAUUAACGCAUUACUACCGACUAAUGAACAAAAGCGGGGGAUAUACUUGGAUGCAAACGUGCGCUACGGUCGUCUGCAAUUCGAAAAACGCCGACGAGCAAAAUAUUAUCUGUGUAAAUUAUGUAAUAAGUGGUCGCGAAUACGAAAAUAUGAUAAUGGACUGCUGCCAAAUGGAGGAUAACACCCACAUGGUGAAGCGGGAGGAGGCGAACAGCAACGACCCCGAGAACGGUUCCCCCGACGCCGAUCGUGGAGAUGGCCGGAACAGCGGAGGCCCGCCCAAUCCGCCCCAGGACACGACGCAGAACCUGGAGGACACGUCCACGGCCCCAGGGGGCGGCGGAGGCACUAUCGAGGAGUCCGGCGACCCCCGCACCCGCCGUCUGGAAGUCUCGAAACUCCAGACUCCAACAGACCAAAGGAAAACAUCAAUUUCAACCCGACGCUCCUCCAAACGGAAGAACGCUUCUUCGGAGGAGGACGAGGAGGAGGAGGUGCACCGGACCAACACGGUCAUGAGUCCGGCGUCCUCCUGCCACUCCAUCAGCGCGGUCUCCUCCGGGACUAGUCCCAAAAACCUGGAGGAGACGGGGAGCAGCGGGACCUCGGUCAAGGACCUGGAGAACGCAAUGUCGAAGCAUUUGCCUUCGUGCAAGUCGCCCCCGCAUCAGCCGACCGAUUUCAGCACCGACGCCCUCCUCAAGCAGCAGCAGCGCACCACCAUUCAGUGGAUCGGGGCCCACCACCACCAGCAGCUCCAGCAGCAGGGGCCCCUGCCGGCCUCGGCCCUCCUGCGCCAGCUGUACGCGAACAGAGAGAGCGUGAUUCGAGCCAACGUCCACGGGAUCACCAGCGCGUCCAGCCGCUCCAGCAGCUCGACGGGGUACUACCCCGGGGACGGGCAGGUGGGGGUGGGCCCCCUGCCGACGCCCCCCGGGAGCGAGGGCUCGUCCUCGUACAGUGAACACCAAUUCCUCCUCUCGCAACACCAAAAUUACCCGACUAGUUACUCAAUGGACUAUCAUUCUGCGAUGACACCUCCGUCCAGCGUAUCUCCGCGCGAUAAACAUCAGCAGUUGCAUGGAGGAGUUGCUUUCGAUACUCCCGUGCCGUACCAAGACGUUCUGCGUCAUCAGUACCCCGAUAGUCCGCUUCCUCUCAAGCCCCAGGUUUAUUCUUACGUCGAGCAGCCCCAGUUCUACCACCACGGGGCGGCUAGUGCUGGAUUCCAUCUCUAUCAUCCCGGGAAAAGUGCUCCCACGGCUCCCGCCAACUGGUAUUCCCCGUCAUAGUGUAAAUACGAACGACUUUCAGUGAAUUUGACUAUGUUCCUUAUAUAAUUUAUGUGAACGAUUUAUAAUUGUUAAUACUGAUGUGGUACUAUUAUUUUUACUGCUAGUGUAAUAUUAGUACUGUUAUUGUAUUUUUUAAAUGCAACAAAUAUGAAAUGUAGUCGGCAAAUUAACGAAAGUGCUCGUUUAACUAUUUUUAAACCAAAGAAAAUAAUAUAAAAUGACAUGAUUCGUUUUUCAUCACACAACUCUAUCUAGGUAAUACUCUGACAUAUCAAAUAUGUUAAGGUUUUUCGUUUGCGCAUUGUAUUAUCAUGUUAUUUCGUAUUAUUUACCAUCUACAGUGUCAUUGUCACAACUUAUUUAUUAAGAUUUAUUAUAUCGGAGUUUCUUUGUCGCGUAAAAUUCAACUAAAUAAUGUGUCUGAUGGAAAAACGACUCCUAUAUAGUAAAUGUGUUGUAUAAUUUGAUAAUGCUGAUGAUCCAGCAUACCAACUGGUAUAUCAUACUAUGUACAUAAUUUUAGAUAGCUGUAUGUAUAUUAUUCUUUUGUUGGGCAUUGGUGACAGUAUUUUGGGCUAUUUACAUUGAAAAGAAAACACUUGCUCUUGAUAAUAAACGACAGAUCAUAUCUACAUUCCAGUUUUUGAUCGGUAAAUCAAAUUUUUGGAGAUGUGAGUGUUUGGAAACGAAAUCCACUAUUAUUACGAUCACGAAAAGGUGCUGACGAUGUAGGAAUGUGAUAUUCUCUUUAAUUUGUUAAUUUUUCUUGUUCCAGAUGUUAGAAUUAGUUGUGUUAUGUUGUCACAUGGUGUUCAGUACAAAUUUAAUAUGUGAAUUAAUAUGACAGCUUCAUGGAUAUGUAGCAACAUAUUUAUGUGCAAUAUAUACUUAAUUCUGAUUUUGUUUAAUAAAUUACCUUCACAAUUUA